Molecule: messenger RNA, 5105 nt
Organism: Nothobranchius furzeri (turquoise killifish)
Lineage: Eukaryota; Metazoa; Chordata; Actinopteri; Cyprinodontiformes; Nothobranchiidae
Product: suppressor of tumorigenicity 14 protein homolog
Biological process (GO): proteolysis
Molecular function (GO): protein binding; serine-type endopeptidase activity
Source: RefSeq, a predicted model, not a curated record
CCACCUGUCUCCUCCUGUUUCUCAUCAGUUUCCUCUUCCGCCACCGAACCGAGUUCCCGCUCCGGACUGCACCUUUUCUUCAGACCUCGCCCCAGAAGCAGUUUCGUGUCUCACCUGAGACACACACACCUGUCCUGGGAACCGUUUCCUGCCAUGAGAGCGGGACCACCUAACCGAUAGAACGGCAACGAACUUUACCAGGAAGAACCAGAAGACAUGGAUCCGAUGGAUUACGGAGGGAGGUUCAGUCCUAAGGAUCUCGACACCACCCUCCAGUUCCUGCCGGCCUCGGACUCCACGCGUCUGGAGAAGAAACCGGGUUGUCGGAAGCAGCUGUGGAUCGGACUGGGCCUGCUGAUUUCAGCUGCUGCUCUGGCUCUGCUGACCGGGCUGCUGGUGUGGCACUUCCACUUGCGCAGCAGCGUCAGAAUAAAACGCGUCUAUAUCGGUGCCAUGGGAAUCAGCGAUCGGCGCUUCGACCCGGAUUACGAAAACCCCAACAGUCAGAAGUUUAAGGAGCUGGCUGCUCUGGUUGGCCAACAGCUGAAGCUGAUUUACUCCAAAGAUUUGAUUCUGUCAAAGUACUUCGAGGAUUCCACCGUCCAGGCUUUCAGUGAGGAAGCCUCUCGCAGCUCUAGUGGUUCCGGCGUCGUGGCGUAUUACCAGUCUGAGUUCAACGUUCCGGUCCAUCAGCAGAGGGCUCUGGAUGAAGCUAUCCAGGACCUUACCCCACCAGAGGAACCUCGAUCACGGCUAAUUCUGAGACCUGAAAACCCUCUGAGAUGGAAGAGCGUCGUGUCUGGGGCACUGGACCCACGGCUGACCAGAACCACCCUCAACAAAACGGAUCCAGCCGACGUUCAUGUGAAAGAGCCAGGACAGAUCGAUUCUCCUGGCUUUCCGGUUGCUUACCCUGGAGACAUUUACCAGCAGUGGAGGCUGCGGGCCGACCCGGGAUACAGAGUCAAAUUAGAGUUCCACACUUUGAUCCUGGAGGAUGACUGUCAGCAUGACUUCAUCAGGCUCUACGACUCUCUGGGUCCAAUCGAUACCAAAGUUCUGACCGAAAAGUGUGGAUAUCCUGAGGAGUCAUUGUCCUUCCUGUCCUCUCGGAACGUCAUGCUGAUGACGCUGGUGACCAACCAGAAGAAGACCUUCCCUGGGUUCAGAGCUUUCUAUUCCCAGGUUCCAGACCAAGAAUGUGGAGGACAGCUGACGGCAGACACCGGCUCGUUUUCAUCGCCGUUCUUCCCCUCCAACUAUCCGCCUCAGACCUUGUGUGAGUGGAAAAUCCAGGUUUCAACUGAAAAGUUUGUGAAGAUUCAGUUCAACGAGUUCUCCUUGGGAACCUUCAGUGAAGACUGCAGCAACGAUUUUGUGGAGAUCGACGGUGAACGAAGGAUCUGUGGCAGGGCUUUAAAGAGCCCCGUCUUCACCAGCCGGAGCAACAGUGUGACCAUCAAGUUCAAUUCAGACGCUUCUCUCGUGGACCAGGGUUUCCUCGCCAGCUACGAAGGUUUUGUCCCAUCCAACCCUUGUCCAGGAAGGUUCAAGUGUAAAAGCAACCUGUGCAUCAGAACAGAUCAGCAGUGUGACGGCCACGACGACUGUGGAGACAACAGCGACGAGCUCGACUGUACGUGUAAGGCGGACCAGCUGAGGUGUAACAACAAUCUGUGUAAGUCCCGACUCUGGAUGUGUGACGGCGUGGACGACUGUGGCGACAACACGGAUGAAGAAGGCUGCGGAAAGUGUUCAGAUGGAGAAUUCUCCUGUGGGAACGGCCGCUGCGUCUCCACACGGCUGAAGUGUGACGGGCGAGACGACUGCGGAGACGGUUCUGAUGAGUCCAAAUGCGAAAAAUCUCUCCUGCAUUCCAGCUGCUUUUCGUUCCAAUGCCGGAGCGGAACUUGCAUCAGUAAACCAAAUUCAGAAUGUGACGGAGAGCAGGACUGUGAGGAUGGUUCUGAUGAGUCCAACUGUGAGUGUGGGAUGAAGCCUUUCCGGAGCGCCCGUAUUGUUGGGGGUCAGGUGUCGAAGGAGGGGGAGUGGCCCUGGCAGGUGAGCCUCCAUGUCACAGGACUGGGUCACGUGUGUGGAGGGUCGGUUCUGAACAACCGCUGGCUGCUGACGGCGGCCCACUGCGUCCAGGACAACGGACCGGACAGGUUGUCUCAGGCUGACCAGUGGGAGGCCUAUUUGGGUCUGCACACACAAGGUCAGACCAACGAGUGGAUGGUCCGGAGGAAGAUCAGGCAGAUCAUCGCUCACAAAGACUACAACCCUCAUACCUUCAACAACGACAUUGCUCUGAUGGAGCUGGACGCCGCCGUCACCCUGGACCAGCACAUCUACCCCAUCUGCCUCCCCUCCUCCACCUACGACUUCCCAGCAGGCAAAGAGGCGUGGAUCACUGGCUGGGGCGCCACCAUGGAGGGAGGAGUCACGUCGAAGGAGCUGCUGAAGGCUCAGGUCCGGGUCAUCAACAGCACGGUCUGUAAGGGUCUGAUGGAGGACGAGGUCACGGACAUGAUGCUGUGUGCUGGAGUCCUCAGCGGGGGCGUGGACGCCUGUCAGGGUGACUCUGGUGGGCCGCUGGCCAUCAAAAACUCAAAAGGGCGGGCCUUCCUGGCAGGCGUGGUUAGUUGGGGCGAAGGUUGUGCCGUCAAGAACAAACCAGGCAUCUAUACCCGGAUCACCAAGUUCCGUGGCUGGAUUAAGGAUCAGAUCAGAGUCUAAAGAGUCCUUCUGGAGUCUUACGGCCAGAAUAUACUUGCUUACCCCAUGCUGGCACUCCACUAGGGGACGCGGUAGCGGACCGAGACUGGAUUGGGUCCCAGCUUUGUGAGUACAACCCAAACAAUCUUGGCGUCAAUAGAAGAGAUCCGUAACCGGUUAAAUUGAGAUCACAGCAGGAAAGAAAAGACGUCAGCGUUGUCGUAGACAAUAUGAACGGCCUCCAAACCACAGAGUGACCGUGGUGAGUGUGUCUCACUCGAAGGGUAGACUCCGCCUACGGUUACUCGUAUAGUGUAGCGUGUGAAUGCUUCGCAUUAAAUUUGGGGGACACGCACAAACGACGCUUCAAAUCAACUCACGUUACGCGAGGCAGCCAUUUUAAGCAGCAAGUAUAUUCCAGGCCUUACAGGAUUCCUGCUGAAGCGAGACCAACGUUUUCAGACCAGAACUUUGUUUUACUCUCAAAGGAAGCCUGCUGGGUCUUCUUCCUUUUAGGUUUCCAUCUCAUACUUUUGGUUUUUGUAGAAUAAGAAUAAUAAUCCAUGAUUUCGUUGUAAAAGGCGUUUUGCUCUUCGUCUGAUUGGUGGAUCAUCAACCGCCCAUGGGACCAAACACCUUACAGUCAUGGGCUCUGGAACUUCAUCAUCACCUGCUUUGAGUGAAAAUGAGUGGAAAAAAGCUCUAAAACAUCCAGAUGUGAUCCAGGUGUUGCUGCUCACCAUAAACCAGCUCAGAAGUAAAGAUGCGGAGUUAAAACUUCUUCAUCUUGAGGUUUUUAUAUUGUCGCUGUUUUUGAUCACAUGACCUGUUAAAUAGGUGAGGUUAUCUGUCUGCUGGACUUUUUUAACUUUGUGUUAAAGUCAUACUAUGCAACAUUUUCAGUUUUUAAAUCAUUUUCUUGCGCCAGUUUGUGCUAAAAUGGAAAGUAACUCUACCCCCACCGCCCUCUGGGGGGUCAGGCCACUCUGCUGGGACUCAGGAGAAAUUCAGCUGCUAAAACCCGGCCCUGCAGUCUGGUUCCAGCACGUUUUCUGCAUGUUUUAGAUCACGAACAGAGCCUACUUGUUUAAUUUGGCAAUGAAAUACUCCUGCAGACACUAAUGAAGGCUGGGGAGACGUUUCAGCUGUUAGAUUAAGGUGUUAAAGAGACGAUCGCACAGCGAGGAGAUAAGUUUUGCGUUCAGUUUGACCGCGAGGAGGUAACGAACACUAGGAGGAGAUAACAGCAAGCAAAACUGCCAAGUGUGCCUUUAAAAAAGCAGAACUGGAGCACUUUGAAGGCAGCAGAAUAUUUUAAUUUUCAGCGUUUUUCAUAGAAAGUUUUGAUUUUUAAUCUGAAUAAUUGGGUUUUAGUACUUUAAUGCGUGUUUGUCCUUAUUUCUCAGGCUCUGCUAAACCUGUUGUUACUAUAGGGUUGAUGAAAAAGUUGUGAGCAAGUUUAAUGUUUUGUUCCCAGAUGAUAAGAAGCUAGUUCCCAACAACCAUCUCAACUGGUUUGUUCAUGGUUCGUCCUGGAGUUCCUCAAGCACGUGUGUUUGGUCUUUUAGACAUUAAAUAGGAAUAUUUUGAUUUGCCAAGCCUCGAUUUUAAUACGAAGUUAAAUAUUCCUUGUUUAACUCUGAGGAUGUUGCAUUUGCUCUUAAAAUAAUUUGUAGCAAAGCGCAAAAAACCAACAGAAGCUAAACAAAAUCAUUUGAGUGUAAAUUAGAUGAAUAGUUAAAGGUGUAUAGUUCACUGAAAAAUCUUUUUUAAUGAUUAUUUCUGGUUCUAACGGGUCAAUCUGAGUGUUUCGUGCAGGCUGAGCAUGAAAAUAGUCUCCUACACCUAUCUCCUGCAUUAGCUUCUGAUAGAAAACAGACGGUGAAACUCUAGGAUUAGAAAAUCCUAACAGAUCUACGUCACACUGUCACUAACAUUCAUGGACUCACCCAUCUGGACUCACAACGGGGAAGGCUGUUGUUGGUUUAGCGUCCAGGAAACCGCAGAGAACGUCUCUGCUAGCAGAAGCUAACAUUAGCAUUAGCAAAUCCACCACACAGCAGAACUCCUCCAGGCUUGUGUUAUUUGUGGAGAUAAAACAUCAAUGUUGCAGAGCAACCAGAGUCAGUGGUAGAGAUGUGUUGCUGUUAGCCAAUCAGAGGAGAGAUGUCUGAAUAUCAGGAAACUUGACCCCUAACCCUAAUGUCUGAAGCUACUUUCUUCUCCAGCUGAUUUGUACCGCCUGAUUCAGAUGCAUCUGAGCUUUUUUUCACCGCCAAGUACGAUUUACAAGGCAUUUGUUCCUACCAGAGACCACUUUACACCUAGAACCCUCCCACUGUCUUUAUGGGUGACCCCGCAAGGAAAGCUGACCACUGAGCAGGGUU